Messenger RNA from Oppiella nova, 636 nucleotides. Lineage: Eukaryota; Metazoa; Arthropoda; Arachnida; Sarcoptiformes; Oppiidae. The record is from the annotation of a GenBank genome assembly.
GACAUCAUUGGCUCCAAGUAUGCCAUCAAAAGCAAACAUUUAUGGCAUUCCUCUCAAGUCUAUUGUCUGGCGUUUGACAGAAGCGGAAGAUUUAUAUUCACGGGCGGCGACGACGGUGUGGUGAAAGUGUACUCAACUAAAAGCGAUCGACUCGUCCACUGUCUGUCCGAUGGAAGCGAAGCUGAUUUCGCCGAAGAAGUGGAGUUCGUGUGUCAGUCCAUAGACUUCGAUGACUCGCAAUACAUAAAUCUCGAGUCGAAGACAGAGACGUUUGCCAUACAAGACAUUGCCGUCAACUACGAGAACACUCUGAUCGCAGCCGCCAAAUACACCGGUUGUAUUAACGUCUGGAAUCUCAAGACUUUUAAACUCAUCACAAGACUUGAUGAGCAGAUCUUUCCCAUUCGCACCGUUAGAUUCUCUCCAUUUGCUUACGAAGACGACAAGAAGUACUUGAUUUCCGUAUCGACCGAUGGAUUCAUUUAUUUCUACGCAUACGAUGUGAAUACACUUGAAUUCACGCCAAACUCUGUCCACCGAAAGACUAAAUACGAUAACGAGAGAGCCGUUAAUAUUUGCUGUGAUUUCUCGACGGGAGGCCUACUGUUAGGCGUUGUCCACACGUUUGGUAUACCG